This is a messenger RNA of Plodia interpunctella (Indianmeal moth), 5471 nucleotides long. RefSeq names its product fibrosin-1-like protein (gene tay). The record is from RefSeq and is a predicted model, not a curated record. Bases 421 to 4401 code for a protein of 1326 amino acids. The transcript is spliced from 16 exons. NCBI's taxonomy places the organism in Eukaryota, Metazoa, Arthropoda, Insecta, Lepidoptera, Pyralidae.
GUUAGUUCACCAUCGCGACCGCAACGCAGCGUUGGCGUCGUGAAACACCUUUCAUUGUAUUGACUAUUGACUGAUUCUGAACACAGAGAAUAAUGUAUAAAGUUAAUUUUACGUUUUAUUAUCUUAGUUCUUGUUGAAUCUUAUAGCAUUACGUGUUAGUUUAAGUGUAAUCAUGUCUCCGUUUACGUGAAUGUGAAAAAAGCCAGCCCGUCAAGUGCUACGCGGCCAUUUUACUUGCAAUGCGGCAACGGUGUACGGUCCGCCAUUGGAAACGGCAAGUGUCUUUUUCUCAGUGUAAGAUUUGUAUUUUGUCGAAUAUCACGGCAUAAAAGCAACGGAUAACCAUGUGUGAUAAAAGUGUAGUGCGGACUUUAGUGUAGUGAAGCACGGUGGUCGGGUGAUUUGAAUAAUGUGCGAACGAUGGAAAACGAAGUGAAGCAGCGCAAUCAGAGAAAUAGACGAAGGGAGCGGGCACAGCGCAUGCAAGCACAGCGAGAGAUUAAAGUUAAGGAUGGGGACAGCGGGGAGGACGAGUCUCCGGCGAGAGAAAAGCCGCCUCGUCCUCCGGCCAGGCGGAAGAAGUCGCGGGAGCCACUCGGAGAGGAGGACAUCAUCGAUGGUUUCGCCAUAAUGGCAUUUCGCACCUACGAAGAUCUUGAGGCUGCCGUAAAAUGUGCUUCCUCACCUCGCACCAACGCGCUUUCAACAAAGCCACGGCUCCCGCUGGCUGCGUUGGCCGCAGACCCUGCCCGGAAUCACCCACCCAACAAUGUCAACUCUCAUGGUAUUACGCUGCUUCAAGACGCUGGUACGUCGGAUGACAGUGGACGGGCAUCAGAACGGCUCACAGGCAGUUCAGUCGCACCUCGCGAUCCUGAUUCCUCACGAGAUCGUCUUAGUGACGCCAGUAGCCGCUGUAGUUCCGGAAAAGGCUAUAUCUGUGAUAGUGAAGGCGACGACGAUAAGGCGAGCCCUGAAAAUAGUAGGAAUGCAUCACCAAGAUAUCACGAUGCAUCAAUGGAAGAUGCGUCUGAAGCUGGAUCACUAUUCCGGGUGACCGGCGCGGGUGGCGGUGGUGGCAAGAACGAGCUGGUCGCAAGGGGUGGCAGCGGUGGCGCACUCGCUUUGUCGCGAGCGCCCGUCGGCGGGAGCGCCAGCCCCGCGCCCGCGCCACUGCCGCAGCCCGCGCCUUCUCCCGCGCCCGCCGCUCUGCCACCGCCCGCGCUGCCGCCGCCACCCUUCCGAGCUGACACUCCACACCGACCCAACGGCGCCCAUAUCCCCACGUUAGAUGGACAUGCCGCCACUCAGAUCCCGGCCCGGCCCGUGGGAGCCGCCGGCCCAGACACGCCCGAACGGCCCGCGAGUAACAACAAGCUGCAGCCCGGCGCUCGCGCCGCCGCCGACAGCCCGACGCCCGCCCCUCCGGCGCCGCCCGCCCCUUCGCCGCUGUUCCCCUCGCACACCGCCUACCAGUCGCACGCGGCGGCCGCACUGCCCGACUACCGUCACACCAACCACGAGACGCGGACCGAGCCGGCUGAGCCGCCGCCGGCGCCGCUGGACCUGCACGCGCACCACGCGCCGCGGCCGCCCGCCGCGCUGCCCGCCACCACGCAGGCGUCUCUUCCUAGUCUCCCGAGCCGCGUGCCGCACUCGCAGCCGCACCCCGUCAUGCCCGGUCACGACGUCCGGAACGUGCCCCCCUCCGCUGCCGCUCACCCCGCUGUUCCUACCUCUUUCCCGAGCCGAGUGAAUGGAGUCCCGCCGAGUGUGCCGCCGCACUCGAGUGCGCCGGCGAUCCCGAGCUGUCUUCCGAGUCAGGCGGGAGCGCGGCCCGCCUCUCCUGCCGCGCCCUCCUCCCGCCCCUAUCCUCCCCCGUCUAUCGGGUCUAGUCAUGUAAACUCGACUAUAAGUUCCAGUAUUCACAGCCACACACCUUAUCAGAGUCAACCAAGUUUACAGAAACAUUCCGUUCAAUCUGUCUAUACGAAUCGACCGCCUCAUCUCGCGCCGUUUAGUGUUUCAAAUCAUAUUACGCCAAAUCACAUGCAAAUUUCCUCGGCGAACCCAUCAACCGCUACGCACCUGAGCCAUCCUAUAAACAGCCAUUCCAUUAUAACGCAACAGAACCAUUUGGCGAUGGUUCCUCCUAACCCGUUACUUACUUCCACACCUAAUCAUAUCGGACCUCCGCUCUCUUUAGCCGCAACGACAAGUACAAUUUCAAGUUUCACAUCGAGUCUUAAACAUCCUGGUCUCAGUUUACCACAACAUCCUCCAAUAAAUCCAUUAGGUCCUCCAAUUUCUUUGCAUCCAUCAAUAAAUCACGUGGACACGUCUCCUACCACAAGUUUGGCACCUGCUAUAAUACCUCCCGUGUCAAGUGGUAGUAGUCACCCAUUGGCUCCCCCAGUGAUAGACUCAAGGCAGCCAAUCGUGUCUUCUGCGGAACUACCGGCAAGGUCUGACGUCCCAACUGUGAAUGCGACCCUCUCUUCCAAUGGCUUCCCUCCUCCAGCUGUUUAUUCCAGUGCAACUUAUCCUCUUUAUGCGCCUUACGCUUCCUCGUUACAGCAUAGUCCCUACCUUCCGCCAGCUGCGGCAUCACCGAGAAAUACGGCCGAUACGCGCACGAGCCUGGCCGCGUCGCCGCUGGUGGCCCCGAAGACCCCCAAAGGUGUGCGGCCCCACACCCCCGGGUCCACCGGCGCCACACACGCCCCUAUCUCAUACUCCCCGCGCGGACACAGCCCCAACCGGGAGCGCGAGAGCUUCAGCAGCAACAUCAGCAGUCUGUCGCGCAGCACGCCGGCCUCAGCGUCGAGCGCCUCGCUGGUGGCCCCGCUCGCGCCGCCGCUCGUCGCACCGCUCGCGGCUCCUCUGACUGGCAGCCUAGGCGCCCCGCUGGCGCCGCCGCUGGUGCCGUCGCUGGGCGCGCCGCUGGCUCCGACGCCGACGCCGGCCGCACCUACGCCGUCGCACCUCACCCACUCGCUCGCGCCCGUGCCCACUGUACCCAGCAUCAGCUCCAGCGCUAAACCGCCCGCGCACUGGGGGGUAACGCGAACGGCGGGGUCAGAGCGCGCGAGCGGAUUUGCGCCGGCACCGCCACUGUUCGGUGCUCCUCUACCGCCCCCCAACCCCAAUCCAUUCUCUGCAGAGUCGCUCUUUCAAACUAGUCCGGGCGCAGACCUGCUGCGCCGCGAGCUGGACAACCGGUUCCUGGCGGCGGCGGGCGGGCUGGGCGUGGCCGCCGUGCGCACGGAGAUGCAUCACCACCAGCACCAGCACACGCAUGUGCACCAGCAUCCGCCGCACCAGCACCAUCCGCACCAGCUGCGAGUGUUCAACGACGUGAACAAGAUGUCUCCGCUGUACCGCGGCGGGCUGGGGCUGGGCUACCCGUACUCCUCCAGUCUGCUGCACCCCCCCGCGCCCUACGUGCCUCCCGCACCCCUCACCACCUACGCCCCCAAGCCCGUAGUGUCGGCGGCCAGCGACCCCGCUAAACCUCCGCCCCGCCCCAACCACGCGAAAACUGGUAAAUGGAACGCGAUGCACGUGCGGAUCGCGUGGGAGAUCUACAACCACCAGCAGAAGGAGAAGGGCGGCGCGGGGGCGGGGGCGGGGGCGGGGGCGGGCGCGGGCGCGGACAAGGACAAGCUGCGCGCCUUCCCUGCGCCCGCGCCGCCGCCCGCCUACCGCUCGCCCUACGACCUGCCGCCCUAUCUGCCGCACCAUCCCCACCAUCCGCAUCCGCCGCUCGGAGUAUCGCCGUUCGGUCGGUACGGCGGCGCAGCGUUCCCCGGCGCGGGCGGGUUCGGUCUGUCGGCGUACGGGCCCGCGGCGCUGCACGGCGUGCCGCCGUCGCCGCUGGCGCUGCACGACGCGUGGCGCGCCAGGCCCGGCGCGCCGCGCGACCACGACGAGCGCGCGCGCCGCGAGCGCGACGAGCGCGAGCGCCGCGACCGCGACGAGCGCGAACGGCGCAAGGCGCGCGAGCGCGAGCGCGAGCUGGAGCGGGCGCGCGCGCGCUCGCCGCUGCGCAACGGCGUGCCCGACGCGGCCAAGGAGGAGCGCAAGGAGCCGCCGCGCCCGCCGCCCGCGCUCUACGCGCCGCCCUGGGACCCGUUCCGCGCCUACGACACGCUGCAGCACAUGCGCUUCGCGCCGCUGCUCGAAGCCACUAUCCGCGCCGAGGAAGACCGCGCCAAGAUGCUGAGCGCGUACGCGCACCACCAGCAGCUGAAGGCGGGCCCGCUGCUGCACCGGCCGCUGCCGCCGCACCCGCUGCCGCCGCUGGGUGCGCACGCCCCGCUGGCGCCGCUCGCGCCGUUGGCCCCGCCGCUGACGCCGUUGGCUCCGCUGGACCUGCUCAAGAAGGAGGAGCCGCGAUGAUAACGAUCCGGCGCGACCGCCGAUCCCGACUGUACAUAGAGUAGUGUAAACGACGUCGCGAGUGAGAAUACGACUAAUUCGAAGUAUAUCGUUUUGCAUUAUCGUUUUAGAAAAUUAUUUAUUGUAACGUCGCUUGUCCGACGAUCGCUAUCUCGUCGGCCGCCCGUCUCGUAGUGAUGUAGCGGUGCGGCGCCCGAGUGCGGUAGUGACGGAGGGCAGAACUCUCUGAAAGUGCAAUAUAGGGCAAGGACAAUGUGCGCUCGGGCCGGCCUGUACACUACUGCUUGUUUAUUUACAUGAAAAUAUCUAUCGAGUUGUUAUUGUGACCAUUAUUAGUUAAUUAUACAUCAAAUCGCUGAUUAUGUGGAGGAUAGGAUUAUUGGAAUCACUAUCUAUAUAAUUAUACAUAUUUAUAUAUACUUAUAAAUAAAAUGUAAAUACUAGUAUGUAAAUUAGUGUUAAAAUAUAGAAUUGGUUUAUUUAACGUCAUACAAAGGAAAAAUCCCAUAAAUUAUUAUUGUAUCGGGAGUUUAAUUACACUCCCGUUAAAAUCUCAUAAUGGUUUUUCUAUUGUACCAGUGGAGUUUUAUUUAUUUAUUUAUACUCCUCUUUAGUGAUCAGUGCAGAAUUCUGUUAUAGCAGUUUAUAUUUUUGUUUAAUGCAUUUAAAAGUAUGUGAUAUUAUUGUAUUGUGAAAUACAUUUUGUCUGACUUCAAAGUAGUGUCUCAGAUAAUAUUAGAUCUACUAAUUAUCACAGUAAUGAUAAAGUUUGUGUAAAAAAGGUAUAUUCAUAAAUCAUAUUUUUUGUUUAGAUUCUGAAAAUCUUAACAUCUCCAGACAUGAAUUUGCAAUCAAAAAUCAGGAGCACCAUGGAACUCAUUCUGUGCCAUUGAGUCAGACAAAUUGGAUUUAGUAUCUGUUUCAUAAGGCACAGCAGAUGUCCGUGUUCUUAUAAUCUCAGUGUGAACGACUCAGAAGUGUAUUAUAGUUGACAAAAUCAUUCUGUAUACUAAAAAGUAAAUGAAAGCUUGGUGCGAUUCAGAAAAUACCAUUAAAACUUUUGAUUUUUA